Messenger RNA from Prorocentrum cordatum, 884 nucleotides. NCBI's taxonomy places the organism in Eukaryota, Dinophyceae, Prorocentrales, Prorocentraceae. The record is from the annotation of a GenBank genome assembly.
GCGGGCUGGCAGUGGGGCUGUCCGUGGGGCUGGCAGCCUGGCUGGCCGUGGGACUGGCCGCGGGGCUGGCAAUCGCGCGGGCCGUCCGGCUGGCCGUGGGGCUGGCCGUAGGGCAGGCCGCGGGGCCAGCCGUGGGGCUGGCAGUCGGGCUGGCCGCGGGGCGGGCCCACGGGCUGGCCGUCGGGCGGGCCGCGGGGCUGGCAGCCAGGCAGGCCGCGCACGUGCUGGCAGUCGGGCGGCACGGGGGGCAGGCCGCCGAAGUGGCCUUGGGGCUGGCCGUGGGGCUGGCAAUCGGGCAGGCCGGGGGGCUGCCGCCGGGCUGGCCGUGGGGGAGGCCGUCGGGCAAGCCACGCGGCGGCGCCGGCCACCGCGCCAACCGCCGCCGCCGCCGCCGGCGUGGAACCGACAGCGGCGGCCGCAGUGGCGGCGGCAGCGGCCGCCGCGACAGCGGCCGCCACGCCGGCCACGGCCCGCCCGCCGCCGCCGCCGCCGCCAGAAGGGAGCCAACGGCGGCGGCAGCAGCGGUGGGGCGGCGGUUGCGGCAGCAGCAGAGGCGGCCGGCAGGGGCAGCGGCAGCGCCCAGGGCCGCGACGCCGGAGGCGGCGGCGGCGGCGGCGGAAGCAGGGCCCGAGAGGGUGCCGCCCUCGGGCGGCGGCGCGGCCGCAGCGGCCGAGGCGCCGCCCGACGCUGCUGCCGCCGCCAACGCGGAGCCACCCGCGCCCGCCGCAGAGUGGGCGGCCGCGGCAACAUGGGGCGCGGCCGCGCGCGCGGCCAGCAGGGCCGCGCGGGCCCCAGCGGCGACGGCCAGCCAGAGGCCGGCGGCCGCCGCGGCCUCCGCGGGGUCCAGGGCAGCGCCGCACUUGGAUGGCCGCGGCGGCUGCUAG